GGAUUCGAGAAAUUGAAUGCUUAAUUUGACUCCAGCAUGUACAUUUCGUUUCUUAGACUUUUAUUACAUCAUUAUGCAGCCUGAAUAUGCGUUUUCUCUCUGCCAUAGUGAAUAAACCAUGUCAAAUACCGCAACAGGUGUUACUGUUCCCCAUAUCCUUUGCUCUCCGUGGCUGCUCAUGUCACGGUAUUUAUUUUAAAUGGGCAAAACCGUUCUCUCGUUUAAUAAGGCAGCAUGCGAACGCAAUUCGGUGCACUAUAUUUAGUAAAGCUGUAGCGAUCGUUUACGACUCAGAUUUUUUUUAUUUCCAUCAAGUACUGAACAGAUUUGUUCAUCAUUUCACUUAAAACCCGUUAAAGCGAACACAGGAUUUACAACCGACGAAAUUUCUGCAGGCGGGUUGCAUGUUGAUGGGUUACAGAUUAACUUGCCCACCCUCUCCAUUGCCACAUUACAUCUGAGGAGUUACAGCGCAAUGCUCUGCAUAACCAUCGCCGCUCAAAUCGACACAGGACAAUGGUGAAAUAAGGCACGACAGCAACAUCUGGCAACUAUUACAGCUGAUUUGAAACCGAAGCACUCGUGCUUGGCUCAGCAAUGAAGCGGGAUGUCCAGGUGCCGUGUGUUUUAUCCGUGUUGCGGGAGGAGGCACCAGUUGCUCAGCUGUGAUAGUGGAUCUGUUUCACUGUGUGCUAUUGAGUGAUGACAGCACUUCAUACAUGUGUGCCACCUGAAAUAAUCGCAUCGGAGGGCUAAACGACGGCGUUUGAAUCUUUAUUACGCGGUGAUUUGUGCUCGUUUGAGGGCUCGGUGCUGACAAUGGUGGAGCUGGAGAAGGAGGUGCUGCCGCUGCCGCCGCGGUACCGGUUCCGAGACCUGUUGCUCGGGGACUGGCAGACGGACGACAGAGUGCAGGUAGAGUUCUAUGUGAAUGAAAACACUUUCAAGGAGCGUCUCAAGCUGUUCUUCAUCAAAAACCAAAGAUCCAGUUUGAGAGUGAGACUGUUCAACUUCUUCCUGAAGGUUCUGAGCUGCCUGCUGUACAUCGUACGAGUGCUCUUGGACGACCCGCGUGAGGAGAGAGACUGUCCUGGCUGUCUCAGACAGAAUGCCUCUGCCCACAACAGAAGCCAUUUUGACUGGUCCCUCAUUAUUUGGGUGAACAGACCUCUGCCGCUCUGGGCCCUUCAGGUGCUUGUUGCAUUCAUCAGUUUUUCAGAGACCAUGCUGCUGGUGUACCUCAGCUACAAGGGCAAUGUUUGGGAGCAAGUGUUGCGCAUUCCCUUCGUUCUGGAGAUGAUCAGCGCCGUUCCGUUUGUGAUCACUGUGAUUUUGCCCUCUCUCAGAAACUUGUUCAUCCCUGUGUUCCUGAACUGCUGGCUGGCCAAACACGCUCUCGAGAACAUGAUUAAUGAUCUGCACCGAGCGAUCCAGCGCACACAUUCGGCCAUGUUUAACCAGGUCCUCAUUCUCAUCAGCACUCUACUUUGUCUCAUCUUCACCUGUAUUUGUGGUAUUCAGCACCUGGAACGAGCAGGGAACAACCUCACGCUCUUUGACUCUCUGUAUUUCUGUGUGGUCACUUUCUCUACGGUGGGCUUUGGUGAUGUCACACCUAAAAUCUGGCCCUCUCAACUGCUGGUGGUCAUCAUGAUCUGUGUGGCUCUUAUAGUUCUGCCAAUACAGUUUGAGCAGUUGGCUUUCUUGUGGAUGGAGCGGCAGAAGUCUGGAGGGAACUACAGCCGCUACCGAGCCCAGACUGAGAAACAUGUGGUGUUGUGUGUCAGCUGUCUGAAGAUAGAUCUUCUCAUGGACUUCCUCAAUGAGUUCUUUGCACACCCCAGACUGCAGGAUUACUAUGUGGUGAUAUUAUGUCCCGCUGAGAUGGACGUCCAGGUGCGGAGAGUUCUUCAUAUCCCGCUGUGGGCUCAGAGGGUCAUCUACCUGCAGGGAUCUGCUCUCAAAGAUCAAGACCUGAUGAGGGCCAAGAUGGAUGAUGCUGAAGCCUGUUUUAUCCUGAGCAACCGGUUUGAAGUGGACCGCUUCGCCGCUGACCAUCAGACCAUUCUUAGAGCCUGGGCUGUGAAGGACUUUGCCCCAAACUGCCCUCUCUACGUGCAGAUCCUCAAACCUGAGAAUAAGUUUCACAUCAAGUUUGCAGACCAUGUGGUUUGUGAGGAGGAGUUUAAGUACGCCAUGUUGGCCCUCAACUGUGUGUGUCCCGCCACCUCCACCCUGAUCACUUUAUUGAUUCACUCAUCUAGAGGACAAACGGCAUCUUCAGAAGCCUUCAAGCAGCGAGCGGGUGCCUUCCAGCCCCUCAACAGGGAAGGCGGUGCUGGCUCAGUCGACCAUUGGCAACGCACCUACCGGCGCUGCGCGGCCAAUGAAGUGCACCACAUCCGGCUGGAGGAGAGCAAGUUCUUUGGAGACUAUCAGGGAAAGAGUUUCACCUUUGCCUCAUUUCACGCACACAAGAAAUAUGGGGUGUGUCUGAUCGGAGUGCGUAGGAUGGACACUGCAAAUAUCCUGCUGAACCCUGGACCCUGCCACAUCAUGGGAGGCUCGGACACCUGUUUCUACAUCAACAUCUCUAAAGAGGAGAACUCUGCGUUUGUCAGGGGCCAGAGAGAGCCAGUGAGGGGACCCGGGGUCGACGCUAGAGGAGUCCCUCAAACCAUCUAUCACGGCCUCACUCGCCUACCAGUACACAGCAUUAUUGCCAGCAUGGGCACAGUAGCCAUAGACCUGCAGGACUCCAGUGACAGCAGUCCAGAAGGCACAGGUCCGGCGGCGCUGGGCAGUGGACACGUCAGCAGGAGCGGCUCCAGGACAGAAGUCAUGGGCUGUAACACGUUAGCUCUGCCCGCCGUGAGCGGCUCAGGAGAAGAGAGGAGACACAGCAUCGCACCCGUCCUGGAGGUGGUGGACGGGGCACACAACCCCACGUUUGACCUGCUCGGGGAUCAGUCAGAGGACGAGGGAGGAGAAGAGGGGAAGGAGGACGAGGAAGGAGAACAGAAGGGCCGGUGGUGGGGCACUCACUGCGAAUGGGUGAAAGGUUAUCCACUGAACUCUCCGUACAUCGGCAGCUCUCCUGCACUUUGCCAUCUCCUUCAGGAGAAAAUGCCAUUUUGCUGUCUGCGCCUGGAUAAGGCCUGUCAUCAUAUGCCCUACGAGGACGCUCGCUCGUACGGCUUUAAAAACAAACUCAUCAUCGUGUCGGCGGAAAGCGCUGGAAACGGUCUCUAUAACUUCAUCGUUCCACUGAGGGCAUAUUACCGGCCCAGGAAGGAGCUUAACCCCAUUGUUUUGCUCCUGGAGAACGUACCGGAGCCAGACUUCCUAGAAGCCAUCUGCUGGUUUCCUAUGGUCUUCUACACCGUGGGCUCCAUCGACAAUUUGGACAGUCUUCUGCGUUGCGGGGUGACGUUUGCCGACACAAUGGUGGUGGUGGACAAAGAGAGCUCCAUGAUCGCAGAGGAGGAUUACAUGGCUGAUGCCAAGACCAUUGUGAACGUCCAGACACUUUUCAGGCUUUUUCCAGCUCUCAGUAUUAUAACAGAACUCACCCAUCCUGCCAACAUGCGCUUCAUGCAGUUCAAAGUGAAGGAUCACUAUUCUCUGGCUCUCUCCAAACUGGAGAAGAAAGAGAGAGAGAGAGGCUCCAACCUGGUCUUCAUGUUCAGAUUACCAUUUGCAGCAGGGAAGGUGUUUAGCGUCAGUAUGUUGGACACUUUGCUGUAUCAGUCUUUUGUAAAAGACUACAUGAUCUCCAUCACCAGACUGCUGUUAGGAUUGGACUCAAUGCCUGGAUCUGGCUUCCUGUGUGCUAUGAAGAUCACGGAGGAGGAUUUGUGGAUCCGUACUUAUGGACGUCUCUACCAGAAGCUGUGCUCCUCAACAGGAGACAUUCCCAUUGGAAUAUACCGCACUGAAGCACACAAACUGCCCGUUUCAGAGUCUCAGGUGUCUAUCACAGUGGAGGAUUACGAGGACACACGAGAGCCCCGCGAGCCUCUGCUCUGCCGCUCCGGUCCUCACCGUAACUCGACCUCGUCCGAACCACCCUCGUCCUCGCAGGCCAUGGACCACCCGCUCCUGAGGAGGAAGAGCAUGCAGUGGGCACGACGGUUGAGUCGUAAGGGUGGAAGGAGCUCCAGCGGUGCCAAGGGAGUGGGGAGCGCCGCCGAGCGCAUUAGCCAGCAGAGACUCAAUCUUUUCCGUCGCUCGGAGAGACAGGAACUUAACGCCCUGGUCCGCACGCGCAUGAAACACCUGGGUCUCUCGCCAUCAGGAUUCAAUGGUAUGACAGACCAGGGCAACAGACUGUCCUAUAUUCUCAUAAACCCCUCCCCAGACACACGCCUGGAACUCCAUGAUGUUGUGUAUCUGAUCAGACCAGAUCUACUGUCAGCAGUGCCUAACCAGGCUGGUGGUCGCAAGCCAAGUGCCGGCCCGGCAGAGGGACACAGAUUUGACACACAGGACAGCACUCACCUAUGAACACAAUCACCACCGGCACAAAAUCACCUUCUGUGUGGAACCGUGUGUGUGGAUGGAUUGUACAAAACAACAGAAGAAAGGAAGACAAUGAGACGUUGAGGAACGUGGAACCUGUGUGGAUGGAACUGUGAACUGAAUCUACACUGUAAAAAGUGAUCUUGCUUUUUUAGUUGCCUUCACUUAUUUUGCAAAGUCAAACUGAAUGUUACUAGUCAACACACGAUGAUUUAUAGUUAAUGGGUGGAUUUAUAAAUCCCGUCAAGAGUAUGGCCAGGUCACACAAUAGAUGUUUUGCACAAAGAAAUUGAGGGUUAUUGAUAAAGUCCCAGUGAAAUAAAAAAUUACAACGCCUCUUUUUUCAUGAAAUAUUGCAGCGUUUAUUGUAAAUAGUUGAUCAAUGUGGGUCAUUCUCUUUUUAAAAGUCGUGUGCCCUCAUAAUCUUUAGUUAAAAUCUGAAAAUGCACUUCCUUCCUGUAAUGACUAUCCAUCUUAAAUGAGGUAUGUUAGAUGGCUUGGGCGGAGCAUCCGUUAACUCCUCCCCUUCAACUGUCAGUCUACUGCCUGUUCUAUUUCAAAAUGCAACGGCUGUUUUUAUACAUCCAAUCAAAUCGCAGAGAAAGACGAAAGCCACGUCCACUAUUUUUCUCAUUGGAAAUUCCAUUUCACUCGGAAAUGCAUCAAAACACGGAAUUGAAAAAGAUCGCAACUUUCGGUUCAUGGGGACUUUAAGACCGUUUUUGCUUUGUGACAUUGACAGUUAAGCAAAUUGUCUUAACUUUCAUUAUUGUAUUAUGUGUUAUGGUAAAAAAUGAUUGUUUUUAUUUAAAUCAGCAUUGGGGCAUUAUUACAAAUUCUUUCUUUACAAAACUAUAAUGAGAAUAAUAUUUUAUUUGCAUUAAAGGCGGGGUGUCCGAUUUCUCUUAGCCGUUGUUGAUGUUCAAAUCACCAAAACAAACACACCCCUACCCCCAUCUUUCGCUUUUGUCAGUGCUCGGCUAAUGUCCAUCCUGUGCACUGUGCACCUUAUUGCUGAUUGGCUACAAGUUUGUUUUGGUACUCGGCCCGACUCAGUUGUCUAAAGAGUAAUUCGGAAAUCGGUUACCCCGCCUUUAAGGGUGUCAGAAUAAACCGGUAUAGACAAUAACCGUGAUAUUAAUACCCCUCAUUAUACACAUGAUAAUACUGUAAAUAAUUCAGUGUCAAUAUCUGGUUGACACUCCAACAUAGUAGGUGGCGUGCAGGAUGGUUACAAACUCUCCACCUUCCUACACUUGUAUUUUGAUGUGAUUCAUUGGCCAAAAAAGAGAAAAUACAAAAUAAACUAGCAGUAUUUUACUGAUAGUAUUAUUAUUGUUUUAUUUCAUAGUUAUCAUGAUGAUAACAUUAUUGUGAAUUAUGUGUAAUUCUUCAUUAUUAAUCACCACAGCUUUGUUAGACAUGUACAGUGGAUAGUGCAUUACUCACAGGUUCAUGGCAGACCUGUGUUAAGUUUCUGUCUUUUUGUCUGUUUUCCUCUCUAUUGACCUGAUCUAUUACAAAGAGGAAAACAUUUAAUACAUUAAAACCGAGAAGAAAUCGAGGCAUUCUGAACGCAACCUGAUUUUCUUUAAGGCAUCAAAUCAGUUGUGUAGGAAAAAGAGAGUGGACCAAAGAACACAAUGAUGGCAUACAUACACUCGUAACAAAUAUGGAAAAGUCACUUGUCUGUGUCAAACCCAUCAACAUGUCAUGCAUGUGCAAUGUCUUGGGUCUGAUUUUCAGAAACAAAAACUGGACCUUGGAUACAUUGCGAGUCUCUAUGAAUAUGUAAACAAAAAACUAAAGUUCACUCAUGACCAUGAAACCGUGUAACACAAAAGUUGAAACUACUGCAUCAUGGGUACUGAAAUGAAGUUUUGUUGUUUGGGCAAAACCAAAAAAAGUUCUCUUUGUCUUAACAAGUACAGCAUCUUAGUCCUCAACUAACAAUUACUCCUGAAUUUGAAGACAUUUUUAUGAAUCACAUUACACAUUCAUAAUUAAAGUUUCUCAGUUUCUCUAAAUAAUAAAUAGUGGUUUGACUUGACAAAUUGCUCACAAACUUUAGGUUUAAGCAUGAAAUCACUUUUUACAGUGUAAUCUAAUCCCUAUUUUCUUACUAGAGGACUUUCCAAUGCAUGAAGUUUUUAAAAACUAGAAAACAUUUAAUUUAUGCAUUGAAUGAUUUUUAAUACUAGAGAACCGAGGCCACGCAAGUGCAUUUAAAUAUGUCAUUUGUAUUAGUCUCUGUGCAUGUGAAUGUAUGUUAAACAGCCAGCACUGCCAUUCUUUACUUGGACCGCCAAAGGAAUAAUUUGCCAAAUGUACUUUGAAGGGGUAUGUUCUCCGUCGCUCUGUCAUGUGAAUUCAAUGUUUGUCGGCUGCUGGAAUGAUCUGAAUGCAAUCUGAAGACAAGUGCUCGUAUGUUAUUACAGUCCGCUUUUCAUUCCCCAGCUCUUUCUGGCCUUCCAAAAAGGAGCUUAUUAAAUGGGAAUUGGACCAAACAGAUGACCACAAUCUUAUUCGUCUACAAUAACUUUUUUUCGAACAAAAGAUUUCUCAGUGUGUUUGAUGUUUGCAUUGAUGAGAUCUGCACAGCUAUUUCUUUUGUCAGGUUAAUAUAGUGUUGAUCAUGCAUGUGUAGAUGAAGGAUUUGUUUGUCCUGAAGGAGUGAGAGAGACUGUCUCAUCCCAGUGCUCUGUGUUCAUAAUGCACUAUUGCCUUGAGUCAGUGCCAUUCAAACAUGCGGGCAUAAUAAAAUCAGUCAAACCGAUGGCUUCUCAUUUAUUUUGUGUGAUCGCUGCAGCUAAUAACAGACACAAUGAUAUUCAGUACAACAGAAAGACUGUGAGCAAAUUGGUUUUAACACAACAGUUAUGCAAAGGGGCAGUUCACCCAAAAAU
Triplophysa rosa is the source of this 7427-nucleotide messenger RNA. It is a transcript of the gene kcnt2b, whose product is annotated as potassium channel subfamily T member 2. Gene Ontology annotation, cellular component: membrane. Gene Ontology annotation, biological process: potassium ion transport. The transcript has 30 exons. The coding region runs from base 820 to 4506 and encodes 1228 amino acids. Gene Ontology annotation, molecular function: intracellular sodium-activated potassium channel activity. The record is from RefSeq and is a predicted model, not a curated record. NCBI's taxonomy places the organism in Eukaryota, Metazoa, Chordata, Actinopteri, Cypriniformes, Nemacheilidae.